Messenger RNA from Malania oleifera, 2281 nucleotides. RefSeq names its product ruBisCO large subunit-binding protein subunit alpha. Gene Ontology annotation, biological process: protein refolding. The record is from RefSeq and is a predicted model, not a curated record. NCBI's taxonomy places the organism in Eukaryota, Viridiplantae, Streptophyta, Magnoliopsida, Santalales, Ximeniaceae. Bases 298 to 2061 code for a protein of 587 amino acids. The transcript has 8 exons. Gene Ontology annotation, molecular function: ATP binding; ATP-dependent protein folding chaperone.
GAAAACCAUAGUUUAUGCCCAGUUGGAUUGGAUGGGCCGGGUCGGGUGGUUCUCCCAACCCCUCAACGAACCAAGCCAGAUCGAAUACAGGGUGCCUGAACGGUUCUGGAAGUACAAGAAUCUUCUGGAAGCUAUCCCUCACUCUAGUCCCUUCCAUCGCUAUAAACCCCCAAUUGCCAAAACCCUCUGCCUGCUGACUUCUGCUCCCCUCCUUAUCCAGCGCUCUUGUGCACGCUUCUCUGAAGCUUCACCAAACCAGAAAUCCCGAAACCCUAGUUAAGCCAAGAGCUUCAAGGUAUGGCGUCAGCCAAUGCAAUCUCUUCGGCUUCGAUCCUUCUUUCCACCAAACAGGAAAGCUUGAGGAGAAGGGUGAAUCAGCAGCAGUUGGGGCAGAAAUUCAAUUACAGGCAAUCAGGCAGCAGGUUUGUUGUCCGAGCUGCGGCCAAGGAGAUAGCCUUUGACCAGGCCUCGAGGACUGCAAUUCAGUCUGGCAUUGAUAAGCUUGCUGACGCUGUAGGGCUUACUCUUGGUCCUAGAGGGAGGAAUGUUGUAUUGGAUGAAUUUGGGAAUCCAAAAGUAGUAAAUGAUGGGGUAACAAUUGCUCGAGCUAUAGAGCUAGCUGAUGCCAUGGAAAAUGCUGGUGCUGCCCUUAUUAGGGAGGUUGCCAGUAAAACUAAUGACUCUGCUGGUGACGGUACCACCACUGCAUCAGUUAUUGCACGCGAAAUAAUUAAGCUUGGCCUAUUGAAUGUUACCUCUGGUGCGAAUCCUGUCUCAAUAAAGAAAGGGAUUGACAAAACUGUGCAGGGAUUGGUGGAAGAGUUAGAGAAGAAAGCUAGGCCUAUCAAAGGUCGUGAUGAUAUAAAAGCUGUUGCUACUAUUUCUGCUGGAAACGAUGAGUUUAUUGGGAAAAUGAUUGCUGAUGCAAUUGAUAAGGUUGGACCUGAUGGCGUUUUAUCCAUUGAAUCAUCCUCCUCUUUUGAGACAACAGUUGAUGUUGAAGAAGGAAUGGAGAUUGAUAGAGGUUAUAUCUCUCCACAAUUUGUUACCAACCCUGAGAAAUCUAUUGCUGAAUUCGAGAAUGCUAGAGUUUUGGUUACGGAUCAGAAGAUAUCAGCAAUCAAGGAUAUUAUACCCUUGUUAGAAAAGACCACUCAAUUGAGAGCACCUUUGCUUAUAGUUGCUGAGGAUGUAACUGGGGAGGCAUUGGCUACUCUUGUUGUAAACAAGCUGCGUGGCAUCCUUAAUGUUGCAGCCAUAAAAGCACCUGGUUUUGGUGAGAGAAGAAAGGCUCUUCUUCAAGAUAUCGCUAUUGUGACAGGAGCGGAGUUCCAAGCUGGUGAUCUGGGAUUGCUUGUUGAGAAUACCACGGUUGAACAGCUUGGUUUGGCAAGAAAGAUUACUAUCAGCAAGGACUCCACCACCAUUAUUGCUGAUGCAGCAUCAAAAGAUGAAAUACAGGCAAGGAUUGCACAGAUUAAAAGGGAGUUAGCUGAGACUGACUCUGUAUAUGACUUGGAGAAAUUGGCUGAGAGAGUUGCCAAAUUAUCUGGUGGGGUUGCUGUUAUAAAAGUUGGGGCUGCUACAGAGACCGAACUCGAGGAUCGUAAGCUACGCAUUGAGGAUGCCAAGAAUGCCACUUUUGCUGCAAUAGAGGAAGGGAUUGUGCCUGGUGGUGGUGCUGCUUUUGUUCAUCUCUCAACCCAUGUCCCCGCAAUUAAAAAUAAACUUGAUGAUGCAGAUGAGCGGUUAGGUGCUGAUAUUGUACAGAAGGCGCUGGUAUCACCGGCAGCUUUGAUAGCCCAGAAUGCAGGGGUUGAAGGUGAGGUGGUUGUGGAGAAGAUAAAGGCUGGUGAAUGGGAGGUUGGGUACAACGCGAUGACAAACAUAUAUGAGAACCUGAUGGCAGCCGGAGUCAUCGACCCAGCCAAGGUGGCAAGAUGUGCAUUACAGAAUGCUGCGUCGGUUGCAGGGAUGGUCCUGACAACGCAGGCCAUUGUGGUGGAGAAGCCUAAACCAAAGACAUCUGCAGGUGCUCCCACACAAGGCCUUGUGGUGUGAUCAUUCUAAUAUAUUAGCUCUGGUUAGGAUCUCAGAGAUGGUAAGAGUUGUCCUGUUGCGGUGAACUUAUGGUAAGAGCUGGGUUCAAUUGGCCCAGCCAUCACGAACGUGAGCAGUGUAUUUUUUUUGUAAUGAUCUAUAGACCACCUUGGAAUGUUGUUGGUUCUGAUGUGGAUUGAUUAAUCUUUUAUCAAUGGAAGCAGGAGCGUAUUGUCUGUGA